AUGAUAAAUUCGAGCGAAUUCAAUGGAUAUGUGUGCCAGUGUGCAAAUCCACAAUCCUUCGGAAAGAAUUGUGAAUAUCUCUUAUCAAUAGGUACGACAUUUGCGCAGACACUUACUGCAGAAAAUGCACUAAAAAUAAAGGAUUCAAAGUAUGUACAAUUGUAUGGUGAUAUCAUUUGCUAUAUGACAUUAGAAUGUGAUUAUGGUCUACUAUGCCUAGACUGGCGAGAUAUCUGUGAUGGAGUCCAACAAUGUAUGUUAGGAUUAGAUGAAGAGAAUUGUGACAAACUUGAAUUUAAUGAAUGUGAAAAUGAUGAAUAUCGAUGUAUGAAUGGAAUGUGCAUUCCCGAAGAAUAUUUUCUUGAUGGUGAAUUUGAUUGUUUAGAUUGGAGUGAUAAAAUUCAAUAUUAUGAUGAUAAAAACUGUACAAUAGAAGAAGCUAGUGUUCAAUGUGAUGAUAGAAUCUGUCCACCAAAUCAAUGGUCGUGUGGUGAUGGACAAUGUAUUCUUGAUCGAUUUUAUUUUCAGAUAUCACCAAAAACGGAAUUUCAAUGUCGAAGUCGACGUGAACAAUAUUUUAUUUGUGAAACGAAUUUGUUUCCAUCUCUGUGGACAAUACCUAAUGGUCGAUGCUAUGAAGGUUGGGGAUACGAAGAAUUAAAUAUGAACAAUCAUACUAAUCAUGAACAAUGUCAAUAUCUUCUCAAAUGUGCUCUAUCAAGUGGAGCAGAAAAACAUUGUCCUUGUGAAUAUAUUGCUGUCUGUGCUCAUCAAAUCGACGCUACUUGUUCUUCGGAUUAUAUUCAAUAUCCUCAAGCUGGAAUCUUGGCUCCAUAUGUCUUAUUUUUUUAUGAUCGAAAGAAAGAUUUGUUUACAUUAAGUCCAAGUCAUAUUCUAAUCAAUGGAACAAUUAAAUGUAAAGGAAUAUUAACCAAUAUAACCGCCGUUCUAUCCAGACAUACUUUCACACUUUAUCAACUCGAACAAACAUUAUGUCGAGAGGCAAACUAUGAAUCUCUUCUUGGUGAUCAUAGUUAUUAUCAACAUUGCCACCACAUAUCAUUAACGUUCAAUAAUCAUUCAUACAGUUCUAGCGACGUUUGCAACGAAUCAAAAGAAUGCAUUUCAACUUAUCGCAUCAAAGAUCGAUUUAUAAAUUGUAUGGAUGAAAUGGACGAAAUUUUGAGAGAAGAUGAGAAUAUAAAUGAAUGCAGAGAUUGGUGGAUAUGUCCACAAGAACAGUGGCAAUGUGAUAGUGGACAAUGUAUUGAUGAAAGAUGGGUGUUAGAUGGCGAAUGGGAUUGUGCCGACGCAUCAGACGAAAAUAAUCUAUUCAGUCGAUCGAUACCAGAUCGAAAUUUGCAGUUGGUUCAACUUGAUGUACUUAGACGUAGAUUCAUUGAACUAAAUGUACUGAUACCAUUUUCAACAAUUUGCAACCUAACAACAGAAUUUCCAUGUUUUCCUGUCAAUGUUUCUAUUUCCUUGAGUAAUUUAACAUUUAAUCAAUCUUGCAUUAGUCAACAUAAAAUUGGUGAUGGUCAUAUUGAUUGUUAUGGAGCCAUUGAUGAGCGUAAUACUCUAGAAGUUUGUCAUCAACCAACCAUGCUGGGAUAUAAUUUCAAAUGUAUGUCAACUCAUCAAUGUAUUCCAUAUUGGAGGCAUUGUUCAAUAGAUCGAUGUAAUACGACAUCAGACGAUAGAUUCUGGUGUGAUCUUUGGCAAAAUUCAUCUAGUUGCGAUGAAAUUUCAGAUUCAGUUUGUUUUAAUGGCACCUGUGUGAAAAAGGGUCGAUGUAAUCGAAUUCCACAAUGUUCUUUUGGUGAAGAUGAAUAUAUGUGUGAUUAUGAAAGUAUUUCCAACUGGAUCAAUAUACCUUAUCGUAAAGAGAAACACGUAAUCGGUAAGAAUGUUGCACAAAAACUUCGAUUGAUCCAAUUUCCAAUUAAUGCAAAGGUCACUAAAUCAAUCAAGCAUUUGUCUUCUGUCACUCAAACAACACCAACAACAACGAUUUCGUCAAAUACUACAUCAUCGUUUAUUGCUUAUUGGUGUAAUCGAGGUGUUGGCAUAGAAAUGUAUAACAAUUCAAUCGCUUGUUUUUGUCCACCACAAUAUUACGGUGACAAAUGUCAAUUUCAUGCUGAUCGAAUAAUUCUACUUCUUCAUCUUAAUCUUUCUCAACCAAUCUAUACAGUCGAUAGCGAAAUUCAAAUUGUACUUAAGAUGGUAGUUCUAUUUCUUUUCAAAAAUGAAAUAAUUAUGAAUCAUUUAUUUCAUGUUCGACCAGUAGCUGAAAUAUUCGUUUAUACGAAAAAGAUGAUUCAUUUUCUCUAUUCUCGUUCAUCUCAAUCGCUUCAACAUAAGAGAGAACGAUACUUCAAUCAAUCAAAUAUCAUCAAUCAUCAUCCAUAUUCGAUUCGAAUUGAAAUGUACGAAAGAAAAGACACUGGGGAACCUGAACUAAUGGCAGUAUGGCAAUAUCCUGUCUAUUUUGACUACUUACCUGUCUUCCAUCUAGCUAAAGUUCUUCGAUUGACUAAAUUAAAUCUAAAUAAAAAUCCAUGUUCAAGUAAUCCUUGUAAUCAGAAUCAACAAUGUCAACAAUUACUCAAUGAAAAAUAUAAAUAUAUUUGCCUUUGCAAGAGUAAUUUUGGAGGAGAAAAUUGUUCUAUUGAAGAUCGUCUUUGUAUUAAUGAUUAUUGUGCAUUCGGAUCCCUAUGUAAACCAAAUUAUCGAGGUUUAUUAGCUGGAAAUCAACUACCUUAUUGUAUUUGUUCAUUUAGUCGAUUUGGUGAACAGUGUGAUAUUCAGCAUGAUCAAUAUUUAUCAAACCCUUGUUAA
This is a messenger RNA of Rotaria sp. Silwood2, 2844 nucleotides long. The record is from the annotation of a GenBank genome assembly. Lineage: Eukaryota; Metazoa; Rotifera; Eurotatoria; Philodinida; Philodinidae.